Molecule: messenger RNA, 441 nt
Organism: Zasmidium cellare ATCC 36951
Lineage: Eukaryota; Fungi; Ascomycota; Dothideomycetes; Mycosphaerellales; Mycosphaerellaceae
Exons: 1
Coding region: 1-441 (146 amino acids)
Source: RefSeq, a predicted model, not a curated record
AUGCCCACCACAACAAGCCCCCUCGCCACCCUCCUCACGCUCAGCCUCCUCGCCACCACCGCCCUCGCCCUCCCCGCAACCUCCAUCACCAAACGCUCCAACUCCGCCACAACCCACGGCGCCGCCGCCCCCGGCGUAACCUACUGUGACGUCUCCUUCGGCGACGCCUACUACAUCCACGUCGGCGAGCCCUGGGCGGGCGGCGCCGGCUGCGACAACAUCUACCACGCGCUGGUCGGCGACAACGACGACGAGAACUGGGCCACGGUUUCCGGGUGGAGCUGCCAGCCCGACGGCGCGCCGGAUGCGAAUGGCUGGCAGCCGACGUAUUUGGGGUUUAAUGCGGCGGCGGGGAAUCUGGGGACGCUGUCGUCCGAGUUGACCAGGGCGUUUGGGAAUCCGGAUGGGAGUGCGCCGGUUACGUUUCAUUGUUCGUAUUAG